This is a messenger RNA of Anolis carolinensis (green anole), 5998 nucleotides long. RefSeq lists its product as uncharacterized. Bases 827 to 4834 code for a protein of 1335 amino acids. The record is from RefSeq and is a predicted model, not a curated record. The transcript has 19 exons. Gene Ontology annotation, cellular component: cytoplasm. Gene Ontology annotation, biological process: protein ubiquitination; innate immune response; regulation of gene expression. Gene Ontology annotation, molecular function: ubiquitin protein ligase activity; zinc ion binding; protein binding. Lineage: Eukaryota; Metazoa; Chordata; Lepidosauria; Squamata; Anolidae.
AUAACAAAACAUUAAGAGACAAUUAGAGAAUGGGCCAACAAUGGUUCGAAUUACAUUGCUGGUUACGCUGUGAGACAAUGUCUCGGAAUGCGUAUCAAAAAGCGAGAACAAUCCGAAAUAAUUCCGAUAUACGAUUCAAAACAAUUUUUUGGACAUGUCUAGUAAUUACUACAUAGCAUUAAUGUGUAAUGAACUACUUUUUCUGUCAAAUAUGUUGUAUAACAUGAUGUUUUGAUGCUUAAUUUGUAAAAUCAUAACCUAUUUUGAUGUUUAAUAGGCUUUUUCUUAAUCUCUCAUUAUCCAACAUAUUCGCUUAUCCAACAUUCUGCUGGCCUAUUUAUGUUGGAUAAGUGAGACUCUACUGUAUAUAGAAAACUGAAUGAGCUUUUGCAAGGAUCAACCCCAAGGUUCAGGUAGAUGUAUGUGUAAAGAAAGAAAGGGUCCACAUGCAGGUGUGUUGCAUGGGUUAAUAGGUGCAAGUGAUUUCUCUUGCUGCAAUCAACAGGAUAUAACUGCAGAGGUUUGAGUAUACCAUUUGGAGCUCUUUCCAAACUGCUGUUGAGGGUGUUUCAGCCAGAGCGGUCCUGGGCCUCCUUAAAAUGCAAACCCCAGAAUUUGAUGGGAGGCAGUCAAAAGAUUUAAAGUGGAAUUGUGGUGAGAUUAAAGGCAAAUGCUUUUAAUCAAUAAAAAUAUAGUUGCAGUUUUCCUAAAUCCCUAGUGCUUUAAUUUUAAAAAGAAAUGUUCUUGAUCUAGAAAGUUUUCCUCCAACAUAUUCCUUCUUUGUCACGUGCUGGCAUUGGCAUGCUGAGUGAAUCAUUUACAGGAAAUGCUCUGUCAGGAAAUGCAAAGGAAACUGAAAGUAACCGUUGUUCUUUGUGAAAGAGGCAUGGCUGAUCUUUUUGCUGUUUGGGAUCCCAUGGAGGAUCUCCUGGAGGAAGCCACUUGUCCUAUUUGCCUGGAGUAUUUCAAGGAUCCGGUGACCUUGGAAUGUGGACACAACUUCUGCAGAGCCUGCCUGACCCAAUGCUGGGAGAAGCCAGAGGACACAGAAACCUCCUGCCCUCUCUGCCGGGAAAAAGUUCCGCAACGGAAGCUCAGGACAAACAAACAGCUAGCAGAAAUAAUAAAGAAACUCAGUCUGCAGGGAUCCAGAAGGGGAAAGGGCCAGGAGAGAUUCUGUGGGAUACACCAGGAGCCCCUGAAGCUGUUCUGCAAAGAUGAUGAGGCCUCCAUCUGUGUGGUGUGUGACAGAUCCAAGGAGCACAGAAAUCAUGCAGUGAUUCCUAUGGUGGAGGCUGCUCAAGAUUACAAGGAGUUGAUGAUUAUUCGUCAGGAUGAUCUGGAGAAGAAGAAAGAGAAUAUUUUGUUAUAUAAAACAAAGACAGAAAAGGAAGUUCAAGACCUUCUUAAGCAGAAAAAAGCAGAGAUGAAAGAAACCUUAGAAGAAAUCACACAACUACGCCUGAUUCUAGAAAAACAAGAGAAACAUCUCAGGGCCCAGAUGGAAGAACUGGAGAAGCAGAUUACAAGAGAAAGGGAUGAACGCUCAGUCUUAUUUUCCGAGGAAGUUUCCUCUCUGGAAAGUCUAAUUCAGGAGAUGAAAGAGAAAUCUCAGCAGCCACCAGCUGAACUCCUGCAGGAUGUGAAAAGUCUAAUGCUGAGGUUUGAGGAGAAGCAAACAUUCGAGAAGCCAGUGGCUUUUCCUCCGAAGCUGAAAUGGAAGAUCUGGGAGUUUUGUGAUCUAAAUUCCUUUGUAACUGCUGCCAUGAAGCCAUCCCGAGAUGUUGGCAUGCUGAGCAAAUCAUUUACAGAAAAUGUUCUGCAAGUAAAUGCAAAGGAAAGUGACAUUAAGUGUGCUCUUUGUAAGUCAGACAUGGCUGCUGCUCCAAGGGCACAGGAUCCCUUUCAGGAUCUUUGUAAAGAAGCUACUUGUUCUGUUUGCCUGGAUUAUUUCAAGGAUCCUGUGACCUUAGACUGUGGGCACAACUUCUGCAGAGCCUGCCUGACCCAGUGCUGGGCGAAGCCGGACAACGCACAGAACUCCUGCCCUCAUUGCAGAGAAAUCAGUUCACUAAAGAACCUCAGGACAAAUCAGUUACUAGCCAACUUUGUAGAAAUCACCAAGAAACUCAGCCUUCAGAGACCCAAGAAGGCAAAAGGCAAGGAGAAAGUCUGUGAAAAACACCAGGAGCCCCUCAAUCAUUUCUGUACAGAUGAUGAAACCUUAGUUUGUGUGGUUUGCAGCAGAUCCAACGAGCAUGUAAAUCAUAGGAUGAUUCCUCUGGGGACGGCUGCUCAAAAGUACAAGGUUUCUCUGAAGGUUUUGAUGGGUCUUCGUCAGGAUGAUCUGGUGAAAGAGAGAGAAAAGAUUCUGGUAUAUAAAGCAGAGACAGAAAAGGAAGCCCAAGACCUGCUUAAGCAGACAAAAGCAAAAACUGAAAAAGCCUUAGAAGAAAUCACAGAAAUGCAGCAGUUUCUGAAGAAACAAGAGAAACAUCUCCGGGCCCAGAUGAAGGAUCUGGAGAGGCAGAUUGCAAGGAAAAGAGAUGAACACUUGGUCUUACUUUCCUGGGAACUUUCCUCUCUGGAAAGUCUCAUCCAGGAGAUGAAAGAGAAAUGUCAGCAGCCACCAGCAGAACUGCUGCAGGAUGUGAGGAACCUCUGGCAGAGGUGUGAAGCAAGAAAGGAGUUCAGGAAACCUGAUGUAUUUCCUCCUGAGCUGAAGUGGAAGAUCUGGGACUAUGGAGAUAUAGCUCUGUUUCUGGAAGUUACCAUGAAGCAAGUCAGAGAUGAGCUAAUAUCUGGACUUACACUUCAGAAAGCAAAUGUAACUCUGGAUCCAGACACAGCUCAUGACCAUCUUAUCCUGUCUGAGGAUCGUAAAAGUGUAACAUAUGAAAACACAUCUCAAAACCUGCCAGACAAACCAAAGAGGUUCAAGAAAACUUCUUCUGUCCUGGGAUGUGAUGGAUUUACAUCAGGAAGACAUUUCUGGGAAAUCUGUGUGGGAGAAGAGGAGCAGUGGCUGGCAGGGGUUGCCAGAAAGACUAUGGAGAGAAAUUAUCUCAUUGUCUAUGGGCCUGAGGGGGGAAUCUGGGCUAUAGGGAAGUGGGGAAAUACAUAUAGAGUUACUAACAAUAAUCAGUCUGUGUCUCUGAAUAGUGAGCUCAAAAGGGUUCGAGUGUCUCUGAAUUAUGCUGGAGGUCAAGUGGCCUUUUAUGAUGCUGAUACAGGAGACCAUCUCUAUUCAUUCUCUGGGGCUUCAUUCACAGGAGAGACACUUCUUCCUUUUUUUAAUGUGAGCCAAAAAGGACAUCUGAGAAUUUCUUCUGCAAAGGAAAGUGAAAACAACAGUGUUCUCUGUAAGUCAGACAUGGCUGCUGCUCCAAGGGCACAGGAUCCCUUGCAGGAUCUUUGUGACGAAGCCACUUGUCUUAUUUGUCUGGAUUAUUUAAAGGAUCCUGUGAGCUUGGAAUGUGGGCACAACUUCUGCAGAGCCUGCCUGACCCAGACCUGGAAGAAGUCAGGCAACAUAGAGACCUCCUGCUCUCAUUGCAGAGAACCUGUUUCACAAAAGAACCUCAGGACAAAUCAGCAGCUAGCUAAUCUUGUUGAAAAAGUGAAGAUACUCAGCCUUCAAGGAUCCAAGAAGGCAAAAGGCAAGGAGGGAGUCUGUGAGAAACACCAGGAGCCUCUGAAGUUUUUCUGUAAAGAUGAUGAAACCCCCAUCUGUGAGAUGUGUGACAGGGAGCAUCGAGAUCAUAGAAGGAUUCCUCUGGGGACGGCUGCUCAAGACUACAAGCUUUUGAUACGUCUUCGUCAGGAUGAUCUGGUGAAGAAGAGAGAAAAGAUUCUGGCAUAUAAAACAGAGACAGAAAAGGAAGCCCAAGAGCUGCUUAAGCAGGCAAAAACAAAAAUGGAAACAACCUUAGAAGAAAUCCCAGAAAUACAGCAGUUUCUGGAUAAACAAGAGCAACAUCCCCGGUCCCAGAUGGAGGAGCUGCAGAAGCAGAUUGCACAAAAAAGAGAUGAACACUUGGUCUUACUUUCCCGGGAACUUUCCUCUCUAGAAGGUUUUAUCCAGGAGUUGAAAGAGAAAUGUCAGCAGCCACCAGCAGAACUGCUGCGGGAUGUGAGGAACCUCUUGCAGAGGUGUGAGGAGAAGCAAACAUCUGAGAAGCCAAUGGCUUUCCCUCCAGAGCUGAAAUGGAAGGUCUGGGAGUUUUGUGAUCUAAAUUCCUAUCUCGUUGCUGCCAUGAAGCCAUUCCGAGCUGCUUUCCUAGAUGCUCUGUUACCUGGACUAGAGCUUCAGAAAGCAAAUGUCACUUUGGAUCCAAACACAGCGGGCACCUGGCUCAUCCUGUCUGAGGAUCAAAAAAGUGUGAGAUUCGGAGACGAGCCUCAAGACCUGCUUGACAAUCCUGAGAGAUUCAGUGACCGAGCAUAUGUGUUGGGACAAGAGGGAUUCACAUCUGGCAGGCAUUUCUGGGAUGUUGUUGUGGGAGAGGAAGGAGACUGGGCUGUGGGGGUGGCCAGAGAGUCUGUUAGGAGAAAAGGCCUUGUUAACAUUGAUCCUGAGGAAGGGAUCUGGGUCGUGAGCAAGUGGAGAGGUAAGUAUCAUGCUACCAGUUGGCCGUCUAGUACUGAUUUCCUGCUGAGUGAAAAGACCAAGCGGGUCCGAGUCUGUCUGAACUACGCUGCAAACCAGGUGGCCUUUUAUGAUGCUGAUACGGGAGACCAGAUCUGCCUACUUUCAGAAGUCCCAUUCUCAGGAGAGACUGUCUUCCCAUUCUUUCAUGUGCAUAAAAAAGGCCACCUCAGAAUCUCACCUUAGAGCAGGCAAGCCUCUUUCAUGGGACUUGUUCUCUAAACCUGGAUUAUAAUAAGGAGUUUAUUAAACUCUUCUUGAAAAGUGUUUUAAAGUGAACAAUUAAAAAAUGUUUUUAAUUUUUGUAAAUUGUAUAGAACUCUCUCUAUAUUUUUAAUUGUGUGUAUGUGUGUGUAUUUGUUUGUUAAAUAAUUCUUUAUUAUCCAAAAUUUUAUAAAGAGAUUAAAAAAGAAGUGAAACGCUUAGGGUGGUGUGAGGGUAGGUGAGUUGGGGCUGGGGGGAAUUGUCUGGAGGGGAAGGUGAGGGAUUGAAGGGAAUUAAAAUAGGGUUUGGGAGGGUUUUCUUUAUGACUUCUAAUUUAUCCUUCUGAGUAAAGAGUCUAUUUUGUAAUUUAUUCUUGUCGACCACUCCAUAUUUAUGUUUACCAAUCAGUUUUACUCGAGUUUAGAUAUUUUUUUACUCCAGUCCAAUCUAUUGCUUUCCUUGGUUUCUCUUUGUGUAUCAUUAAAUAGUAGGUUAAAUUGUCCAUAUUCAUUAUAUCUAUUUUAUUUACAUUUAUUUACAGUAUUUAUAUUCCGCCCUUCUCACCCCGAAGGGGACUCAGGGCGGAUUACAAUGAACACAUAUAUGGCAAACAUUCAAUGCCAACAGACAAACAACAUUCAGUUUUAGACAGACACAGAGGAAUUUUUUAACAUCUUUCCAGCUUCACGGUUCCGGCCACAGGGGGAGCUGUUGCUUCACCGUCCAUUGGUGGCUGUUCUUCCUCUUCUUUUCCUCGUGAGCAGUUUUUUUAUGGUGUUGUAGAUUAGUUAAAUUAGCCUCCCGCAUAAAGCGUCCCUAAAUUUUCCUACUUGACAGAUGCAACUGUCUUUCGGGGCUGCUAGGUCAACAGCAAGCCGGGGCUAUUUUUUUUUUAUGGUCGGAGGCUUAACCCGACUCGGGCUUCGAACUCAUGACCUCUCGGUCAGUAGUCAUAUAUAUAGCAGCAGGUUACUAGCCAGCUGCGCCACAGCCCGGCCCCUAGUAUUUUGGAUGGCCAUUCUUCUUUAGUGGGAAUGUCUUUGGUUUUCCAUUUCCUCGCGAAGAUGGUCAGAUGAGUAAAUAUAAUUUCUUGAUUUCUGUCAAAUUUCAUGUCUGUUAAUCCUAAUAAAUAAUAUUCUGGUUUCA